Molecule: messenger RNA, 762 nt
Organism: Diutina rugosa
Lineage: Eukaryota; Fungi; Ascomycota; Pichiomycetes; Serinales; Debaryomycetaceae
Product: acetyltransferase
Exons: 1
Coding region: 1-762 (253 amino acids)
Molecular function (GO): acetyltransferase activity
Source: RefSeq, a predicted model, not a curated record
AUGGCGAUUGAUUAUGACAAGCUCACCAAGGCUGAGUUCAGCCAACUCGCCGGAGUUCCCGAGGAGAUGGACCAUGUGUUGGUCAAGUGGGUCCACGAUAAUCUCAAAAUUCCGUUUAAACCUGAUGAAAACUACGACAGAAUGAUCUGCGGCUUACCCUACAACGCGUACCAGCCCGAGCUUGAGCACCAACGUAUGAUUGUGAGAGACAAACUUCGUGAUUAUGGUGAUUUCAGGUGCCGGAAUUACGCUAACCAUCAGGAAUAUAUUAAAGCUAAAGCGACUUGGUUAAAGGAGGAACUUCUCGGUAAAGUUGGGGAUAACGUCUUCAUCGAGUACCCCAUAUACUUCGAUUAUGGCUUCAAUACGCUGGUCGGAGAUAACUUCUAUGCCAACUAUGGGCUUACCAUUUUGGACGUAGGGCUCGUAAAGAUUGGUGAUAAUGUCAUGUGUGGCACCAACGUGCUGAUUCUUACGGCUACCCAUCCGUUGGACCCGACGCUUCGAGCAUCGUUGAUGGAAAGCGGAAAUCCCAUUAUUAUCGGCAACAAUGUCUGGUUAGGGGCGAAUUCGACGGUAUUGCCGGGUGUGACAAUCGGCGAUGGUUGCGUGAUUGGAGCUGGUGCCGUGGUCACGAAAAAUGUCCCUGAGAAUUCGGUGGUGGUGGGUGUUCCGGGGAGAGUAGUCAAAACGUUAGAUCCUACUGAUAAGCUGGUAGAUGUGCAGGCAUUGUUGAAAAAGCAUGGCUUCGAUUAUCAAUGA